AUGGAUGGGCAGAUUAAAGAAACUGUUGAUGAACAACCACAUUUUCUUUUUAAAAAUAGUAAGAAUUUGAAGCAGAGACUUUGUAAUAUAAAGUCACAGGCAAAACCAUCUUUAGCUCAACUAAUUGCUACCACAACUACCAAAACAACAACAACACCAGAAGGUCUAUCUACAACACCAAAGUUAACUGAAUGCAAACCUGUAUCAGUGGUCAAGAGUAUAACCAAGAAUGCAUGCAGGGGAUAUAUCGAAGAGACCAGCUGUAGUGGAGUGUGCCCUUCCCAGUCUUGGUUUAAUCAAGAUACACAGAAGAUGGAAUCUGUUUGUGCCUGCUGUGUGCCUCGGAAAUGGCGUAAAAAGGAAUUUGCCCUUAAAUGUCCUAAAUCAAAACCCUUAAUUCUUAAAAUAUCUGUCAUAACGGAGUGUGAGUGCAGCUAUGAUGUAUGUAAAAAACAUCACUAAGUGUGACAUUAUAGUCACUGCAUUCUAUGAUACUGCAUAACUAAAAUUAAUGCAGUUUGUAAAGAAUUUAGUGUUUUGAUACUGUUCUUGUAUUUUGAUUUGAGAUGUAUUGUUGCACUUUUUCCAUAUGAAAUGUAAAAACUGAUUCGUUUUAACUUUUUUUAUCCAAUACAUUUUUAAUUACAAUACUUACCUAUGAAUAUAUUAUUUACAAAAUCUGUUCAUAAAAUGGGCAUGUUUCUAAAGAGCCAAUAAACCCGAUCUGAAGCAAAUCGUCACACGUGUAUUUGGAAAGAGGUUAAGAAGCUGUAAUAUAUCUGGAGCCCAAGAUGCAAUGCAUACUUACAUAUGGCAAUCAUAUAUGUUCUUAAAAAUGAGGUAUGACUAUGAAUACUGUGGAGCAUGCAUGGCUUUCAGGCAAAAUAUAGAAAUUGCUAACUGAAUAAAUAAAAAUGUGCAGUAACCUACA
Molecule: messenger RNA, 931 nt
Organism: Protopterus annectens (West African lungfish)
Lineage: Eukaryota; Metazoa; Chordata; Ceratodontiformes; Protopteridae
Product: submaxillary mucin-like protein
Exons: 5
Coding region: 1-462 (153 amino acids)
Source: RefSeq, a predicted model, not a curated record